UUGAUGCUGAUCCAGGAACCCUCGUGUGAGGAACGAGAUCGAGAUAAUUCGGCAGAAACUGUCCAAGAAGGAUGCCCAAGAAAGUCAAAAAAGUUAAGAAGCGCGUCUCCUCUGACGUUCAGCAAUCCAGUGGUGUAGAAGAUGCGCCGUCAAAUCUGGAGAGCAGCAGGGAUCCACCACUGGCAGAGCCAAGUGACCAAGGAAUAGCGAAAAAGAGGAAGACAAAGAAGAAGAUCAAGCUGACCAAAGAAGAGAAGAAACUGGCAAAACUGGAAAAGGCCAGCCAAGACUUUCAGUCCAAUAAAGAGGAGUUUGGGCAGUUCCUGGACCGGAUAGAUUUGUGGCUUCAAACUCGUCACCAGCAGGUGAUGAACCUCUUUGGGAACUACGACCAGAACGGCACUGGAAUUCUGAGCUGUGAGGAGUUCAAACUCGGCAUGAGGGACCUGAACAUUCCCUGCACGGAGGCCCAGCUGUACACCCUGACUCGGCUCCUCGAUCAGAAUCACGACUCCAGCAUUGAUUACAUCGAGCUGGCUGCCAGUCUGCAGAGAGCCAGAUUUGCAGAUCAGACGGCAGACGAAUACAAAGAGGAUGGCCUGGAGGAAGAGGACAACGACCAAGCUGAAGACACUUCGGCUGAGAUGGACUGCAAAGUGACCGAGUGUGACCGGGAGUCCCUGAAGCUUCUGCCAGGUCCACCAAGGUUUCUCCUCCUGAGGCUCCGGCUCAUCACUUUCGACAAUGCCCACUCCCAUCCUGGCCACUUUGAGUUAGUGGUCCGCUCGGACACCCAGGUGUACGGCCUUCUCUGCAGGAUCCGAGAGAAAGUGGGCAUCGAAAGCACUCAGCUGAGCGUAUUCAGAGAUAAAACAUUUUCCGAGGAGUCUUUUCUUCCACCUGACCAGGAACUGGAAGAAUGCGGCUUUAGUGGCGGACCCCGGCAUUGCCCUCCUCCGGUGACGCUUUACUACGACUAUAGAACGGAAUUCCGGGGCUGUCCAGUUGUGAACUGCGACUACUAUUUCAAUACUCGCCGACGGUAAGGAGCUAUAGAGGUGGGGAUGGCUCCUCGGGGGGCUGUCAGUUUUAGCUUCCAGAGGUGGGCACAGACGCCACGGCUAUUUGUGAUGAAGAAGACGCCUUUGUCUGUGUGCACGUCUGCCAUCAUGGACAGGGCGCUUCAUAGUGGAUUCGGGUCAUGACAGCACGGGGUGGUAAGUCUAAGCCCACUAACCCUUUGGGAUCGGAGUGGCGGAGGACAGGUGGGCGGAGACAGGCCUGGAAAGAAGUAGGGGGUCCGCGAGGUACAGUACAUCAUGGGGGUGGGCUAACAAGGAAACUCGAGCUCUCGAUGACAUCCUGGAGCAAAGACCAAGCCGGACCAGAAACUAAUAAGACAGACGGCCACCCAGCAGCAAGUGUCUGCCCAGCCAUUAUUGUCACACGUGUCUUUACUUUGCUUGAAUUGAAUUUCUAUUUAAAUAAAUGUCAUAACUGCCUUGGGUUAUAGAAUGUAAAUAAAAGAGGGAAGAAGAGACACGAGGAAGAGGAGUUGGGCCAUUCUGUUACGGUCACCAUGAUAAAAAUAGGGUCACCCCGGGACCCUCCUACGACAAAACACUUGGCAUAGUCAGUGGGAGGAUUUCUGGGGUAUCCAAGCUGCACAUCCCAUCCACGGGUUUCUGUGUACGAGUCUUCAGAUCGUCUCGGACGGAGAAGAGACAGCAGGAUCAGGAAAGAAGACGACGUCAAAAGUACACAGGAGGAUCGUGACCAGGAAAUCAAGGCACGUACCUCGAGAGGAACCAAAAUCAAAAGGGCCAAAAGGUGC
This is a messenger RNA of Polypterus senegalus (gray bichir), 1834 nucleotides long. RefSeq lists its product as uncharacterized. The record is from RefSeq and is a predicted model, not a curated record. Bases 72 to 1046 code for a protein of 324 amino acids. Gene Ontology annotation, molecular function: calcium ion binding. The transcript has 6 exons. Lineage: Eukaryota; Metazoa; Chordata; Cladistia; Polypteriformes; Polypteridae.